Messenger RNA from Clavispora lusitaniae ATCC 42720, 1329 nucleotides. Its product is annotated as cleavage polyadenylation factor subunit. Lineage: Eukaryota; Fungi; Ascomycota; Pichiomycetes; Serinales; Metschnikowiaceae. Gene Ontology annotation, molecular function: protein binding. The record is from RefSeq and is a predicted model, not a curated record. Gene Ontology annotation, cellular component: mRNA cleavage and polyadenylation specificity factor complex.
AUGAGCCGCUACCAACAGAGCUUGGAGCAGCAGUUACAACUGCAAGAGAAAAAAGGCCACCACCGGCGCACAGUCGAUCAUGGAAAUAGCAUGGGCCGUUGGCACAUGCAGCGCAGUUUAGGGCGCACAAGGUACCAUUUGGGCGCAGCCAGGCCCGAGCUGUCGUAUCUCGUGGAUGUUUUGCCUGCACUCGCGUACAAAAACGACAAUGUGGCCGGAAACGCCGCGGCUUUCGAUAUCCAGGCGAAGUUUGUGCAUCUUUCGCUGAACAAGGCGAGACAUCUGAUCAAUGCCGUGAAAUGGACCCCCGAAGGCCGGCGGCUAGUCGUGGCGCUGCAUAGUGGAGAGUUCACCAUCUGGAACGGCAUGACGUUCAACUUUGAAACGAUCAUGCAAGCACACGACUCCGCCGUUCUAGCGUUGCGCUAUUCGCAUUCGGACGAGUGGCUUCUUCUGGGAGACCAGGACGGCGCUAUCAAGUACUGGCAGCCCAAUUACAACAAUGUCAACAUUGUGCAAGCGCACGGCGAUGCUGUGCGCGACAUUGCCUUUUCCCCCACCGACAGCAAGUAUGUCACUUGCCUGGACGACUCCACGCUUAAGAUCUGGAGUUUUGCAUCUGGUCGCGAGGAACGGGUCUUGACAGGCCACCACUGGGACGUGAAAAGUGCCGACUGGCAUCCAACGUUGGGGCUCGUGGUGCUGGGCUCGAAAGACAACUUGGUCAAGCUAUGGGAUCCACGUACGCCUGCGGCCGUGGCCACGCUUCUUGGCUUCAAACACACCGUGACGAAAACGAAGUUCCAGAAAGCUGGCACGGCGCGGCUUUUGGCCUCGGUUUCCCGCGAUCGCCUGUGUCGUGUCUUUGACUUGCGUGCCAUGGCCGACUACACGGUGAUUCGAGACCACGAGGCCGAUCUCCUGUGUGUGGAAUGGCAUCCGGUGCAUGCGCUGCUUUUAACCACGGCUGCCUACGAUGGCGCUAUGCACCACUACUUUUUGGACAAAUAUGUGCCAGCAGAUGUGGACCAGAGCGGGCCAGCGUCGGUUGAAGCGGUGCACCGCAUUCCGUAUGCACACGAAAAAGCUAUCCAUGCGUUGGAGUACCAUCCGUUGGGCCACCUUUUGUGCCUGGCCGGUAACGACAGGUCUGCCAGAUUUUGGCUGCGUGCUCGGCCAAAUGACCCUAUGGCGUUCAAAGAUCCAUUGUACACCAACGACAAGAACGGUGCGUGGUACUAUGGUGUUAAUAAUAAUGUGAAUGCGGUGUUGGAGGACACCUCGCAUGUUGUGGAGCAGGAGCGUCGUGGUAUUCCGGGAUUGAACUGA